Molecule: messenger RNA, 1461 nt
Organism: Stylonychia lemnae
Lineage: Eukaryota; Ciliophora; Spirotrichea; Sporadotrichida; Oxytrichidae
Source: the annotation of a GenBank genome assembly
AUGCAAACCCUAUUAGAGAAAUUGAUGGAUCAAAAGAUUAUAGAUGUUAAAUAAGAGAUGAAUGAUUUCGUCCAAGAUUCGAUAUAGAGCCUUAUAUCUUAAUAUCAAAAUAACUAAAAUCAAAUAUUUGUAAAGUAAGAAUAAGCGAAUGGGUUUCAAGAAGAUAUGGUAUAAGUUUACAUAAGUCAGCUGUCAAAUCUCUAAAGUUAAUUUGAUGAAUUUAAGACCUUUCACGCAUAAAUUGAAACAAAUAUAAAAUCAAUCGAUCUGAAAGAAUUUAAUGAGAAUUUUUAAACUGUAUCUUAAAGAAUCAAUAAACUAGAGAUAGAAUACAUGCAGUUAAAUAAUCAGAUAAAGUUAGAGAUAGAAGAUAAAUUAAACAUGAGCUUUAAUCAUACAAAUUUAACUAUUAAAGAGUAAUUAAAUGACAGGAAGUUAUCAAUUGAUACAGAAAUAGCCGUGUCUUAACCAUUUGUUGCCAUUCAAAAAUAUAAUACAAAUGAUUUCAAAUCUAUUGAUGAACAAUAAGAGCUUACUUAUGGGUAGAAGACAAAUGUGCCUAAAGUAAAUGUUAAUUCUUAUAAUUUAGGCGGAGAUAAAAAUCGUUAAGAUUAGGAAAUGAAUUCGCAGAGGGUUGCUCACAACAAAUCUAUCGAAAUACAUCAUAAUUAUUAAAAGAGCAUACAGUCAAACAAAUAUAAUCCUGGAUUGAGAUUUUUCAGUAAUUCUAUUCAUAAAAAUCCUGUAGGAGGAGCUAUGGACAAGUUACAUGAUGAGAUCUUAAUUGGAAAAGGUUUCGAUACUUUAAGUUUGGAGUCGGUCAAAGCAAAUUAAUUUUAACUGUAGCAUAGGAAAAGUUUGAAGAAUAAGACGAGAAAUUUCUCAGGAGUAGGAAUAAAGAACGAUACGCAUACCUUAUAAUCUGAUUUGAACAAGACUUAAAUGCAAAUAGGAUUUUAGCUUCCAUAAAUAUAAGAUUAGCUAAGUUCAUAAUCCUUUGUUACUGCUAAGGAUUUGAUUAGCCCAUCUGCAAAUUUAUAACAGUAGCAAAGUUAUAUAAGGAGUCAUAAGUUUGCAGAUAUUUUAAGAAGUCAAUAAUCUGCAAAGCAUCAAUUGCUUUCUUAAAAGAACUAAACUGAAUCUCUAAGGCUGAUGAGGAAAUUCUCAAAUAAGAGGAAGUAUCAAUCUCCAUAUUCAAAAUAAUCAAAUAUCAUCUAUGUCAAUACCAAGAAUGAUAGAAAUGAUGAAAGCAUAGGUUCCCAAAAUUAAUAAAUGUAGAAUAAUUAAUAGAAAUUAGUCAUUGAAAGUAAUCAUCACACUAAUAAUAGUAUGAGCAUAACUAGUAAUAAGGUAGUAAGCGGAUCGACUAAUCUCAGAUUGAAGCAGCAAUAAAUUAUAAGAAAGAGCUCUAAAGAACAACACUCAAUCUCAAAUUUUGUUCCGAAUAAAUAUAAUCAGUGA